AUGGGGGACUGGUCAUAUCUUUCCAAGUUACUGGACAAGGUGCAGUCCCACUCAACGGCCAUCGGAAAGACAUGGAUGAGUGUCCUGUUUAUCUUCAGGAUCCUGGUUCUGGGUGCAGCAGCAGAUAGCGUGUGGGGAGACGAACAGUCUGAUUUCUACUGCAACAACAAAGAACCUGGGUGUGAGAAUGUGUGCUAUGACUGGGCCUUCCCCAUCUCACACAUCCGUUUCUGGGUCAUGCAGAUCAUCUUUGUCUCCACCCCAACUCUUCUAUAUCUGGGCCAUGCCAUGCAUGUCAUCCAAAGGGAGGAUAAAAUGAGGGAGGCACUGCAGAGCCAGGUUGACAAUGGCAUGUUGAAGAGGCCCAAAUACACAGAUGACCGGGGGAAAAUCAAAAUCAAGGGAAUUCUGCUACGUAGCUACAUGACCCAGUUGUUCUUUAAGAUAGUGUUGGAGCUCGCUUUUAUUGUGGGACAGUACUACUUAUAUGGGUUUGUCAUGAAACCCAUGUUCCUCUGUCAACAACAGCCCUGUUCCAGACUGGGUGCUGAGUGCUUCAUGUCCCGUCCCACAGAGAAGACCAUCUUUAUCAUCUUCAUGCUGGUGGUGAGCUGUGUGUCCCUGCUUUUGAAUGUGAUCGAGGUGUUUUAUUUGAUUUGCACCAGAAUAAAAUGUGGAAACAAGAAACAAUACCCACUGCAUAUCACCUCAGUUGAGAACCCAAUCACGCUUUACUGUCCUACAUCAGAAUGGAAAGGUAACCUGGAUGGACAUGAAGAUUGCUCACCCCUUCACAACAUCCAAAGAGAAGCUGAACUAAUGGAGGAAAAGAAAAACACUCCUUAGGUUUGCAAUAGAUUUCAUGUGAUGAUAUUCUGACAUGUGAAUUGAUGUAAUCGUAUCCAAUUAGUUGACUACACUUCCAGUAAAUUAGGGAAACAAAUCAUUCCAGAGUGUAUUGAGUUUUGUUUGUCAAAUAGACUACCUUGUUACGGAAUGUUGUAAAUAUUACAGCUUGUUUCUAUGCUG
Salvelinus namaycush (lake trout) is the source of this 1029-nucleotide messenger RNA. Its product is annotated as gap junction Cx32.2 protein-like. The transcript has a single exon. Bases 1 to 846 code for a protein of 281 amino acids. Gene Ontology annotation, cellular component: connexin complex. Gene Ontology annotation, biological process: cell communication. The record is from RefSeq and is a predicted model, not a curated record. Lineage: Eukaryota; Metazoa; Chordata; Actinopteri; Salmoniformes; Salmonidae.